Messenger RNA from Spea bombifrons (plains spadefoot toad), 2334 nucleotides. Its product is annotated as solute carrier family 40 protein member 1-like. The coding region runs from base 310 to 2049 and encodes 579 amino acids. Gene Ontology annotation, cellular component: basolateral plasma membrane. Gene Ontology annotation, molecular function: peptide hormone binding; iron ion transmembrane transporter activity. Gene Ontology annotation, biological process: iron ion transmembrane transport. The transcript is spliced from 8 exons. NCBI's taxonomy places the organism in Eukaryota, Metazoa, Chordata, Amphibia, Anura, Pelobatidae. The record is from RefSeq and is a predicted model, not a curated record.
CGGAUAGCGAAGAAUCUUUCCACAUAGCACCUCAGAUCGGGGUCCGGAGCGGACAGAGGGGGCUUUAGCCUAGGGGAGAGGGGUCUCUAGAUUUUCUAGAUCCCCUUUUCGCUCUUCUAUUGCAUAAGGCAAUUACUUUCCAACUUCAGCUACAGUGAUAGCUAAGUUUGGAAAGAAGGAAUAGGAGAAUCCGAUCUGUUUUGACACAUUCGUGCUUUUAUAGAUUGUCAACCCUAAUCCUUGGAGCCUAUAGAAAUCGUACACAAAAAUAUAAGAUAGGAAGGAAUAUUAAUGCACUAGAAUAUUACAAUGGCUAAAUCGGAAGACAAGAAACGCGAGGAUGGCUGCUGUGGAUCAUGUGUUAACUACUUCACAUCUGCCAAGUUUCUCAUGUACCUUGGCCACUCUCUGUCCACAUGGGGAGAUCGAAUGUGGCAUUUUGCGGUGUCUCUCUUUCUGGUGGAACUCUAUGGAAAUAGUUUACUCUUGACUGCAGUCUAUGGACUGGUGGUGGCAGGUUCUGUUCUUCUGCUUGGAGCUAUAAUUGGCGACUGGGUUGACAAAAACCCAAGACUGAGAGUGGCUCAAACAUCGCUGAUUGUACAAAAUGUUUCUGUCAUUAUCUGUGGCAUCAUCUUGAUGGUGGUUUUCAUCUAUAAGAUAGAACUUUUGUCAAUGUACAAAGGAUGGCUUCUAACAGCAUGCUACAUUUUUGUCAUCACAAUAGCAAACAUCGCUAAUCUGGCUAGCACAGCCACUUCUAUUGCCAUACAGAGGGACUGGAUUGUUGUGGUUGCAGGCGAUGAUAGGAGCAAGUUAGCAGAUAUGAAUGCCACUGUAAGGCGAAUUGAUCAGCUGACAAAUAUAUUGGCCCCGAUGGCUGUUGGACAGAUAGUGACCUUUGGCUCCCCAGUUAUUGGCUGUGCAUUUAUUGCCGGAUGGAAUUUAGUGUCUAUGUGUGUGGAAUACAUGUUAUUGUGGAAGGUGUAUCAGAAGACACCAGCACUUGCUAAUAAAACCGUUAAGAAAGAGAAUGACCAGGAAUUAAAACAGCUGAACAUUAAAGUUAUUGACAGCAACACCAAUAACAAUGAGAAGCUCACUGAAGAUCUGUCUCUUAUGGAUGAGAAAGUUGUUGCAGCUAUCGAAUCACUAAAGGAGCCCAGCUGUAGUGAGAAAAUCGCAGAGCCCUUCCGCACAUUCAGAGAUGGAUGGGUUGCAUACUACAACCAGGAUGUGUUUUGGGCCGGAAUGGGCCUUGCCUUUCUAUACAUGACUGUUCUUGGCUUUGACUGUAUCACCACUGGCUACGCUUAUACUCAGGGCCUGAGCGGCUUUGUCCUUAGCCUGCUUAUGGGAGCUUCUGCUAUUUCCGGCAUCACUGGUACCGUGGCUUUCACCUGGCUAAGGAGGAAGGUGGGUCUGACCCGUACAGGUUUCAUUUCUGGAAUAGCUCAACUCAGCAGCCUCAUUUUAUGUGUCAUCUCAGUCUUCAUGCCUGGAAGCCCACUGGACCUGACCGUUUCUCCAUUUGAUGAUAUCAGUGCUCGCUUGCUUCAAGGAGAUCCGUUACCCACUAUUUCAUCCGGUGGUGCUCCUGAAGUGAACUUCACAACAGAUGGUCUGAACUUAAUAAACAACUCAAGCUCAAUUUCUACUGAUGCUGAUGCACCUGUGUCACUUAUCUCAGUUUGCCUGUUGUUUUCUGGAGUUAUUGCCGCUAGAGUUGGUCUCUGGUCCUUUGAUCUCACCGUAACACAACUUAUUCAAGAAAAUGUCAUUGAAUCUGAAAGAGGCAUCGUAAAUGGCGUCCAGAACUCAAUGAACUAUCUCCUUGACCUGAUGCAUUUCAUCAUGGUGAUUUUAGGCCCGAACCCUGAAGCCUUCGGCUUGCUGGUGCUUAUUUCAGUGUCAUUUGUCGCCAUGGGCCACAUCAUGUAUUUCCGAUAUGCUUAUACUAAUCUUGGGAGCCGUCUAUUUUCGUGCUGUAACCCUGACCCAGACCCAUCACAUGAUGAUAAGAAACAUGCAGAAUCAUCAGUUGUUUAAGUAGGAAUACUGUUUAGUGUCAUCAUUUUUAACAUUAUAUUGUAUGUAGCAAAGGUUUAUUCUAUUCUAGAGUUGUUACACUUUGUAGUGCUAGUAGGAGACUCGGAUAAAAUGAUAAAAUGGCAUUUAAUGGCAUAACCAUGAGUGAUCAAUGUUGACAACCAAUGUUACACAAAAAAACCUUUACAAAAGUCAUGCUAUCAGUGAGUGUUGGUUAUGGAUGCAGUAAUUACACCCUGCUGUAAAAUUACAUUUUAUAGUGUGGAAUUGCGAGACCAUGAAAAA